Molecule: messenger RNA, 1436 nt
Organism: Peromyscus maniculatus bairdii (prairie deer mouse)
Lineage: Eukaryota; Metazoa; Chordata; Mammalia; Rodentia; Cricetidae
Source: RefSeq, a predicted model, not a curated record
GCGGGGGCGGCGUCACUGGGCUGCGCCCGCCUAGCGCGCCUUGUCCCUGCUGCUCUGGUCUGUGUCUGUGUCUUGCCGCGUCUCCCACUGCUCGCCGCCCCCCGUUUCCAUGUCCCUGGUGGGUGCCGCACCCCAGAACAUCCCACGAUCAUGGCCACCAGCUCGAGGGAGUCCUCGUUCUCUUCCUGCGCUUCAAGCUCUGACAUUGAUGACGAGGGAGUGCGCGGCACCUGCGAAGAUGCUUCUCUCUGCAAGAGGUUUGCGGUGAGCAUUGGCUACUGGCAUGAUCCAUACAUCGAGCAUCUUGUGAGGCAGUCUAAAGAGAGGAAGGCUCCUGAAAUUAGCAGAGGAUAUUUUGCUCGAGUUCAUGGUGUCAGUCAGCUUAUUAAAGCUUUUCUCCGGAAGACAGAAUGUGACUGUCAAAUUCUCAACCUUGGGGCUGGGAUGGACACUACCUUCUGGAAGUUAAAGGAUGAAGGUCUUCUCCCAAAGAAAUAUUUUGAAGUCGACUUUCCAAUGAUAGUCACGAGAAAGCUGCACAUCAUCAAAAACAAGCCGCUUCUGUGCAGACCCAUCUUGGAAUUACACCCAGAGGACACUCUGCAGUUAGAUGGGCACAUGCUGGAUUCAAAGAGAUAUGCCAUCAUUGGAGCAGAUCUCCGAGACCUUUCAGAACUGGAAGAGAAACUAAAGAAAUGUAACAUGAAUACACAGUUGCCAACACUCCUGAUAACUGAAUGUGUGCUGGUUUACAUGACUCCAGAGCAGUCAGCCAGCCUCCUAAAAUGGGCAGCCAACAGUUUUAAAACGGCCAUGUUCAUAAACUACGAACAGUCUUCCAGUUACACAAAGCUUGCAUCUUUGAACAUGUCUAUGAGCCUCUCUGGCAGCAAUGGAAUUGUUGCACUAGGCAGGCAUGUGAACAUGGAUGACCGGUUUGGGCAGAUCAUGAUUGAAAACCUCCGGAGGCGACAGUGUGACCUGGCAGGAGUAGAGACCUGCAAGUCACUGGAGUCGCAGAAGGAACGGCUGCUACUGAACGGGUGGGAGACGGCAUCCGCAGUGAACAUGAUGGAGCUGUACAGUGGGCUUCCUCGGGCAGAGGUGAACAGAAUAGAAUCCCUCGAGUUCCUGGAUGAACUGGAGCUUCUAGAGCAACUCAUGCGCCAUUACUGCCUGUGCUGGGCCACCCGCGGAGGCCAGGAGCUCGGUUUGAAGGAGAUAACCUAUUAAUCUGCUGAAGGUACGAACCUGUUGAAGGUGGAGGCUGAAGUCUCUAGCGGAGCAGCGAGUGCCCUGGGCCCCCUGAGGGAUGGGUGGCUUCAUCUCUGUUGUUGGCCCUGUUGCACACCCAGAGCCUUUGGUUACAAAGGUGGUCACGCCAGAUCCUGUUCCUGUCCCUUAUCAUUGUUUAAAUAAAUCUCACUUGCCAUUUG